CUUUUUGACUCACACACACACACACAGUCUGUAGUUAAGUUUAAAACGGGCUUUUGCUGGAAGAGGUCCUUUCUGUUGUAUAUCUGUGUCAAAGUUUACCAAAGGUAAAGGCAGCUUUAGCUCUGGAAUACCAGCAAAAGCCCCUUGAUGUCUUUAUUUUUGUGUUAGUUCUGGUAAGUCACAGCAUCAGUGGUUUAAUGAACUGUCAUUUAAUGCUGACACCCAAAUCAUAAACUCUGUUUUGUCUAUCUUGAUGUCUCUGUGUGCUUUAUAGCGAAGCAGCCGACCUGAAUCGCUUGUUCAUUAUACAACUUAUGAAACUUGAGAGCACAUCCCAGUGGAGAUCCGGCUGUGCUUGCUUACAUUUGGUUCAUGACUUAAAAAAUCAAGUUCAGGAGUGAUUCCUGAUGAGUCCAAGGCUAUGUCUCUGCUGGCUCCGGCCAAUGCCGUUGCAGGAUUGCUUCCAGGAGGCGGACUCCUCCCCACACCCAACCCCGUCCCAUCUAUUGGUGGCGUCCCUCUCGGCGGUCUUGGAGGACCAAACUUGGACCCGAUGGCAGCUCUGGCCAUGGCAGCACCCAAUAUAAACCCACAGUCAUUGUCAGCUGAGCAGCUCAUGAAGCUCAUGGCAUCAAUAGACCCCAAAUUGAAUCCUCUGGCCGCUGGGCUCAAUCUGACCCCUGGACUGAAGGCAGACGCAUCCAAUAAAGAGAUUGAAGAAGCCAUGAAGAGAGUGAGAGAGGCGCAAUCUCUGAUCUCUGCUGCCAUCGAGCCUGGAAGUAAGAAGGAUGAUAAACGAAAGCGCUCGAGAUCGAGGUCCAGAUCCAGACGCAGGAGAUCCAGGUCCCGCUCCAGACACAGGCGCUCCAAGAGUCACUCCAGGCGGAGAUCUCGCUCCAGGAGCAGGAGGAGGUCCAAGAGCCCCCGCAGGAGGAGAUCUCACUCCAGAGACCGCAGCAGACGCUCCAGGUCCAGAGAUCGAAGGAAGGAUGAAAAGUACAGGAAACGGUCCAAAACUCCACCCAAGAGCUACAGCAGCGCCAGACGCUCCCGCAGCACCAGCCGGAAACGGCACAGAAGGAGUCGCAGCAUGUCUCGAUCACCCAAAAAAUCCCGAUCUCCCAAGAGAAAACUGUCUCGCUCGCCAUCGCCACGCAGGCACAAGAAGGAGAAAAAGAAGGACAAGGACCGCGAGAGAGACCGUGACCGAGACCGCAAAGAAGACCGCGACAGAAACCGGGAAAAACGGGAACGUUCCACCAGCAAGAAGAGCAAAGAUAAAGACAAGGAUCGAGACCGAAAGUCUGACAGCGAGAAGGGAGAUGUGAAGGUCACCAGAGACUAUGAUGAAGAGGAGCAGGGCUACGACAGCGAGCACGAAGAACACGAGAGGAAUUCAGACGCUGCUUCAUCACCGCACGCUAAAGAGCCGCUAGCAGACAGCGCAGACGACGCCGGACGCGGAGAGUCUGACGGAAACAGUGAAGACCAGCGAGACGAGGACAUGGACAUGAGCGACUGAAACAGCCCCUGAUCAGCGUUUGAGAUGUAUUGAUGGAGUUCAGAUGCAGGAAAGCUCAUCCUUCUGAACUGCUCCAUUCCUUUUGGUUCUUUUAAUGCAUCUGCUGUAUUCACUGGUACACGCUCGUCUUAAAUGUUCCCGGAUUUUAGAGCUGUUUCUUUCCUCACGGCUGAUGUGGAAUGGUGUUAUACUGUAUAUUUAGUGUCAACUUCUCCCUGAAAAUACCACCAUUCGCUAUGUCUGUCUGCGGUUUCUAUUUAAAGCAAUUACCCUCUAAUUAAAAGUGCUUGGAUGACUUGUCGAGCAGUGUUGAUUUAUUUUUGUUUUUCAUUUUAAUGAAAUUGCAUUUGUUUUUUAUAGUUAGCCUGAGUUAGUUGGAAAAUGUUUGUCUUUUUAAAGUUGCCGAACGUUUGUGAAACUUCACGUAAACUGGAUAACGUUUUCUCGCAGGUCCUUCAACAGUUCGCCUGUAUCUGAUUGUGUUUUUCUGUAGUGAACACACAUCAUAGACUGUAGUUUGCUAAGAAAAUGACUUAACUGUACCCGUUUGCAAUGUUACAAAUUGAAAAUAAAACUUCAUACAAAAUU
Molecule: messenger RNA, 2110 nt
Organism: Danio rerio (zebrafish)
Lineage: Eukaryota; Metazoa; Chordata; Actinopteri; Cypriniformes; Danionidae
Source: RefSeq, a predicted model, not a curated record